Molecule: messenger RNA, 447 nt
Organism: Dentiscutata heterogama
Lineage: Eukaryota; Fungi; Glomeromycota; Glomeromycetes; Diversisporales; Gigasporaceae
Source: the annotation of a GenBank genome assembly
AUGAACACGGCCAGUGUUGAAGCGUAUCCAUCUGGUCGACCGCAAUCAUUCGCAGACAGGCUCCCGUAUGUUGGUAAUAACGCCUCGCUUAUCCAGAUGAAUAACCUCAGUUUUUUCCCGACCUUCAACUUAAUACCUAGCAGACGCUUGCGCAGGGGUUGUGAUUUUCAUAUUGAUAUGAAAACAUCCGCAGAAUACAAGCGAGUAACCUCAGUUUUUUCUGCUCGAGUAAGCCAGUUCAAAUAUCGUAGUAGUUCAAAGGCUCAUCACGAGUACGGAAUGAGGCUAAACCAGGCUUUGCAAGAAGCGCCAGAUUCUAGGAAGUUAUUAAAUCUGAGAGGAAAAUGGGAUAAUGACGAAUAUAGGGAUGAUUGGGCACGUUAUGAAGAUUUGCUAGAAGAUAGAAAAACCGAUAAAAUUCUUCUAAAAUCCGAUUACUCGACUUAG